AUGGCUGGCAGCUCUCUUGCCAUGAGCCUCAGCAUAGCUAACAACUUUAACUUUUUCAGCAGUCGUAUAACUUGCCCUGGCGUGCUGCUGAAAGACAAAAAUGAACUCUAUAUCGGUGCCUGUAUAUUUGGUCAAUACAAGAAGACUCAGCGUGUCCCUGCAGCAUUUCCACUCUUCUUAGAUGAGAAACUAGUAUUUGAAAAGGUAUUUACUGAUGUAGUUGAUCCUGGAGAACUUGUUGAACUACUUGAAUUUGACACAGCAGUACUUGAACUAAUACAACUUGUUCCUCCAGUGGGAGAAAUUCUAGCCACUUAUGAAGAAACUACAAGAGUUUUUCUGUUCCCUGACCCUAAGCUUACUCGUGGGCACCAUGGUUCAGAUCGUGAAGUUUUAAUGAAGAGGUCUGCUAGUUUUACAGGAAUUGCACCAAAAUUGAGAUUUUCUACCAGCUCCCUUAUUACAGAAAGCCUGUUAAGUUCAGGAAGGACUCAUGUACAGGAUAAUUUGGAUCGGGUGCAUCAUUCAACACCAAAUGGAAGAUUCCAAACAAGGUCACCAAAGAAAAACACCCCUUCACCUGAGAAAAACAGGAACUGCUUAGCAACAAAGAACUAUGAGCAGCCCACAAUAGCUUCUAAAUCACGAUCUCCAUCUCCAUACACAAAAAGACGAAUGUGUGAGCUAUCAGAAGAAGCCAGACAACGACUGGCCCAUUUAAACCUUGGGCCUUUUGAAUUCAGAAGAGAAACUGAUAAACCUCCAUUUGUAAUUAGACAUAUUGAAUAUCCGAGCUCCCCUGUUGAUGUUCAUACAUGGCAUCUCAACAGAGACAGGGGACGAGAAGCUAUGUCCAGGGUAUCUUACGAUCCUUCUCUUCUUGGCAGCUAUCGACCCAAGUACACUAAAAUCAUCAGGUCUCAUCAUGGGAAAGACUUAGAUGGUUCUUCUGACAGCUGUGAUGAUCACCCGACACUGGGUACUGCUAGUAGGCAAUUUCGUUCCACUGGCUCAUUAGUACGUUCAGCACCCUCCUCGUUGCAGAAAUAUCCCUCAAGUCCUGUACUAAACCGUUCUUCUCUUAGAGAAAGACAGAAUGGCGAAGAGAUCCAUAAACGAGUGAAAAACAUUUUAAGGACACACAGUGCUAGGCAAAUGCUAACAUUUGAUGAGAGUAACUCAUUGAAAGGAGACUCAAGUAAGACAAGAGAAGAUUCAUGUAAAGACUCCUUAUGUGGCAACGAACUACAGAGCAGUUCAUCGGCUCAGCAGAACACCACCGUUCACUUGGAUAAUGGUGAAUAUUGGUCCAACCAUGCAGCUGUGUAUAAAGGAAAACCCCACAGAGCUAUCUUUGAAGACAGCCUGGAGAAAAUAUAUAGAAACAUGUACAAAAAAGCCUCUGGCACCAUGUCAAAAAGAAAAAUACACUCCUGAUAACAAUACAACUAGACGUGUACAGGA
Pelodiscus sinensis (Chinese soft-shelled turtle) is the source of this 1464-nucleotide messenger RNA. The record is from RefSeq and is a predicted model, not a curated record. NCBI's taxonomy places the organism in Eukaryota, Metazoa, Chordata, Testudines, Trionychidae.